Penicillium cataractarum is the source of this 1071-nucleotide messenger RNA. Its product is annotated as glycosyltransferase family 32 protein. Bases 1 to 1071 code for a protein of 356 amino acids. Gene Ontology annotation, molecular function: alpha-1,6-mannosyltransferase activity. Gene Ontology annotation, biological process: protein N-linked glycosylation. Gene Ontology annotation, cellular component: mannan polymerase complex. The transcript has a single exon. NCBI's taxonomy places the organism in Eukaryota, Fungi, Ascomycota, Eurotiomycetes, Eurotiales, Aspergillaceae. The record is from RefSeq and is a predicted model, not a curated record.
AUGCCGACGUUUCGCAGGUCCUUAUUCGCCGCUAUAUGCUUCAUCGCUUUCAUCUUCCUCAUUCGCUCAAGUCGACCUGCCGAGGUCCCCGGUGCACCUGGCUACCAACCCGUACAAGAGAUAUUCAGCGAGGAGCAGGAUAGGCUAUUACAUCCGAAGAAGAAGUCAAAAGCUCGGCAGCAACAAACGCUUUCUUAUGGGACUGCGCCACUGCGCGAGCGCCUGCGAUACCAAUUUCCCUACGACCUUCGAAGCAGAUUCCCCGCAUACAUUUGGCAAACAUGGAAGUAUGCCCCAUCAUCGAUAUGGUUUGGAGACAGUCUCCGUGCGGCCGAGGCGAGCUGGACAGAAUUACACCCGGGGUUCACGCAUGAGGUCAUUUCGGAUGAUACGCAAAGGCAUUUGAUCCAGUACUUGUACGGAUCUCUGCCGGACGUCUUUGAAGCCUACGAUGCCUUGCCGCUCGCGGUUAUGAAGGCCGACUUCUUCCGGUAUCUGGUUCUGCUCGCACGGGGUGGAAUUUACAGUGAUAUCGACACUAUUGCUCUCAAGCCAGCCCCGUACUGGCUGCCCGACGAACUUGAUCGAUCCAAAGUGGGAUUCGUUGUCGGCAUCGAGGCCGACCCAGACCGUCCCGACUGGCACGAGUGGUACUCCCGCCGUAUCCAAUUCUGCCAGUGGACCAUCGUUUCGAAACCGGGUCAUCCGAUUCUGCGUGAUAUGGUCGCAUACAUCACGGAGGAGACACUCCGCAUGAAGAGGGCUGGCAUCCUCAAGGUUGGCAAGAUGGAUAAGACCGUGAUGGAGUUUACGGGACCGGGUGCUUGGACGGAUGCGAUUUUCCGUUACUUCAACAACCCUGAGUACUUCCACAUUCUACCUGGGGAGAAGAAUAUAACGUACGAAGACUUCAGUGGUCAGACCACUCAUCGGAAGAUGGGAGACGCGGUGGUCUUGCCAAUCACGAGCUUCAGCCCGGGCGUUGGGCAAAUGGGUGCCGAAGAUAUCGAUCAUCCUAUGGCUUUCGUGAAGCACAACUUUGACGGUAUGGUUACCCUUAGUCCCGAGUAA